UAUCUGCUGCAUGGCAGGAUGCUCGCGUUUCAUUCUAAUCAGAUAUGCGGUUUGGAUGUAGCUGCCAGUGUCGAUGGAUAUAGGAACCAUGAAAAAAGUUGCACUCAUAGGAGUGCUUUUGUUGCCCAAGGCAAAAUCGUCGUCAGGGUGUCAUCCUCAUAUUAAUCUUGUGAAAGAGGAGGAAAAGUGCAUCGCAGAUCUGCUACUUUAUAAGUCUGAAAGAGCAACCGAAAACAACAUCAGCGUACUCUGUAAGGGCAUGUGGGAUGACCUGAACUGCUGGCCGGCUGCCUCUCUCGGGCAAACCGUUGCUCAGCCGUGUCCGGAGUUCUUCAACUCGGCCGGUACGGUGCAACGCAACUGCACUGCCAGUGGCUGGACCGACCCGCUCGUCCCACACGAGGACGCGUGCGGCUACACGUUCAACGAGACGCUGCACUUUCUUGGAGAGUCCCCAGACGCCCACACGUACUUCUCCUACGUGAAGACCAUGUACACGGCCGGCUACGCGCUCUCCCUCAUCUCGCUCUCCAUCGCCGUCACCAUAUUCUGCAUGUUUAGAAAGCUCCACUGCACCAGGAACCACAUCCACAUCCAGCUGUUCGUCUCCUUCAUGCUGAGGGCCAUCUUCAUCUUCGUCCGCGACUCUCUGCUGUUCACCGACGAGGAGCUCUACCACUGCGACCACUACCCGGUGGCGUGCAAGGCGGCGCUCCUGUUCUCCAACUACUCCAUCCUGGCGAACUACAGCUGGCUGCUGGCGGAGGGACACUUCCUCUUCACCCUGGUGAGCCGCUCCUUCUUCUCCCUGAGGAAACACCUGGCCUGGUACAUCGUCCUGAGCUGGGGCCUACCUCUGACUGUUAUUGUCUCCUGGGGAUGUGCCAAGUAUUUUUAUGAAGACGAAGGUUGUUGGGAAACCAGGACCCAUGAAUGGAUUUGGUGGAUUCUUCGAGUACCGGUCCUUCUGACUAUUUCCAUGAAUCUCUUCUUUUUCUUGGGAAUUUUGAGGAUACUAGUGAGCAAACUGCAAAUGCCAGAUGCACAGAGGAAUGAAUUCUGCCAGUAUAAGACGCUGAUCAAAUCCACCUUCUUCCUGGUGGCUCUGUUCGGUCUGCACUACAUCCUGUUCGUCUUUCUGCCCGUGGAGGUCAGCAGCUCAGUCUUUAAGAUAUGGACGUUCGCCGAGCUCGCCCUGUCGUCCACACAGGGUUUCGUGGUGGCCGUGCUCUACUGCUUCAUGAACGGAGAGGUGCAGCAGGAGUUCCAGAGGAGGUGGCGGAGGUGGCGGCUGACCCGGCACCUGCCCAGCCGGCGCCGGGGGCGGCAACAACACGGCUCCAUCAGCCACAGCGGGUCGCCCCUCACGCAGGUGUCCCUGCUGCCCUGCUCCACGGGCGGCCCGGCCGCCAGCGGACUCCCCGUGGACACGCUGGAGGUGUGACUCUAGCCG
Molecule: messenger RNA, 1453 nt
Organism: Pungitius pungitius (ninespine stickleback)
Lineage: Eukaryota; Metazoa; Chordata; Actinopteri; Perciformes; Gasterosteidae
Gene: sctr
Product: secretin receptor
Exons: 13
Coding region: 74-1444 (456 amino acids)
Biological process (GO): cell surface receptor signaling pathway; adenylate cyclase-modulating G protein-coupled receptor signaling pathway
Cellular component (GO): plasma membrane
Molecular function (GO): peptide hormone binding; secretin receptor activity; G protein-coupled peptide receptor activity
Source: RefSeq, a predicted model, not a curated record